This is a messenger RNA of Nycticebus coucang (slow loris), 3894 nucleotides long. It is a transcript of the gene PAK6, whose product is annotated as p21 (RAC1) activated kinase 6. Gene Ontology annotation, molecular function: protein serine/threonine kinase activity; ATP binding. Gene Ontology annotation, biological process: intracellular signal transduction; regulation of MAPK cascade; protein phosphorylation. The transcript is spliced from 12 exons. The record is from RefSeq and is a predicted model, not a curated record. The coding region runs from base 1119 to 3167 and encodes 682 amino acids. Lineage: Eukaryota; Metazoa; Chordata; Mammalia; Primates; Lorisidae. Gene Ontology annotation, cellular component: cytoplasm.
CUUCUCCCGCGCCUCAGCAAAGAAAGGCAGAGGAAAACGUGUUUUUAUAAAUAGCUCCAGCCCCAGCUGAUUUGUAAAUUCAGUGGGUUUUUUGUGUCAGUGACAUCACCCUCCUCCCCAUGGCAACCCCCGACGAUAUCAAAAUUGCCAAGCAACGUUGGAGCAGCUCGGCGCCCCAAACGAGCAGGUCGCUGCUUGAGGAUUUAAAGGAGAAAUCGCAAAGUGAGCCGGGGCGCGCGGUGGAGGAGGGGCGCGCCGCGGCCGGGGCUGCCGGGCCCUGAUCGCCGCGCGGGCGGGCGGGCGGAGCGGCCGCCGCCCGCCGGGCAGCAGGGCGCCGGGCUCGGCGGCCACGCGCUCUCGGACCACGGCAGGGGAAGGGCGCUGCUCGGUCCUGCGAUGCCAGGAGCCGCCAGCUGCCAUCCAGGUGACUAAGCCGGCCCACUGGCACUGAGUCACCGCCCGCCCAGAGCUUUUCUUCUUCCCCUUUGCAUUUGAUUAUUUUGGGAGCUGGAACUUGGAGCUGCACCUGAGGACCGCCCCUUCUAGCUCUCCCCACCCUACCUUUGGCUCCAGGAAGAUGGGACUUGCAGUGAGUCCGCCGUCACCCCCUAAGGACAUGGAAGGCACUGUAGGGGCCAGCAGUGCCUGGGGGGCCAUGGCAGCCAGCAGAGUGCCACAGCAGAUAUGGUGAUCAGGCUGCCCAAGCGUCCUCCGGCUGGCUUUGAACUCACCUCCCAGGGGAUGAGUCUGUAAAGGAGUGGCUUCUCUGGUCGGAGCAGCAUUUGGAGAGAGAGGCUGGAUUGGGUUAGACUGGCCUGGACAGGGUGCGCCGCUUCCUGGGCUAGAGACAAGCACCAGCCUGUAGUGGAAGAGGGUGAGGCCCAGCUGCCCAGGAGGAGCGGCCAAGGCCUGCGGAGGACUGGCCCAGGAAGGUCCUUGGUCUUCCCUCUCCUCAACGCCUAAGAGAGCCGCCCACUGAAGGGCGAGGAGGCAGAGGAAGAAGAGGCGGAGGGAGGAAGGCGCGGGGAGGCGGUGCUGCUUAGGGCAGAGGAAGCCUUUGGCUUGAAGCUUCCAGUUCUGUCUCAGCUCUACAUAGCUGUGUGAUCAAGGCAGGCACCAUGUUCCGCAAAAAAAAGAAGAAACGCCCUGAGAUCUCAGCCCCACAGAACUUCCAGCACCGUGUCCACACCUCCUUCGACCCCAAAGAAGGCAAGUUUGUGGGCCUUCCACCACAAUGGCAGAACAUUCUGGACACACUGCGCCGCCCCAAGCCUGUGGUAGAUCCUUCGCGCAUCACGCGGGUGCAGCUCCAGCCCAUGAAGACAGUGGUGAGGGGCAGCUCAGUGCCCAUGGAUGGUUACAUCUCGGGGCUGCUCAAUGAUAUCCAAAAGUUGUCAGUCAUCAGCUCUAAUACCCUGCGUGGCCGCAGCCCCACCAGCCGGCGACGAGCACAGUCCCUGGGGCUGCUAGGAGAUGAGCAGUGGGCCACUGACCCAGACAUGUACCUCCAGAGCCCCCAGUCUGAGCGCACUGACCCCCACAGCCUCUACCUCAGCUGCAGCGGGGACACACCAGCAGGCCACAAGCAAAUGCCAUGGCCCGAGCCACAGAGCCCAGGGGUCCUGCCCAAUGGGCUGGCCACAAAGGCACAGUCCCUGGGCCCUGUGGAGUUCCAAGGUACCUCACAGCACUGCCUACAGCUGGGUGCCUGCCUACAGAAUUCCCCACCAGGCGCCUCACCCACCCUGGCUGCGGGUAGGCGUGGGAUGAAGUCUGCCAAGCAUGAUUCAGAGGAGGCCCGGCCACAGUCCUGCCUGGUGGGCCCGGCCACAGGCAGGUCAGGUGGGGAGGGCAGCCCUAGCCCUAAGACCCAGGAGAGCAGCCUUAAGCGCAGACUAUUCCGAAGCAUGUUCCUGUCCACUCCUGCCACAGGCCCUCUGAGCAGCAGCAAGCCGGGCCCUCCACUACAGAGCAAGCCCAACUCCUGUUUCCGUCUGCCACAGAAAGACUCCUCACCAAGCCUAGUGGCCAAGGCUCAGUCUUUGCCCUCGGACCAGCCAGUGGGGACCUUUAGCCCUCUAACCACCUCAGAUACCAGCAGCAGCCCCCAGAAGUCCCUUCGCACAGGCCCAGCUGCCGGCCCACUUCCAGGCCGGUCCUCCCCCGCAGGCUCCCCUCGCACCCGGCAUGCCCAGAUCAGCACCAGCAAUCUGUACCUGCCCCAGGACCCGAUUGUGACCAAGGGUUUUCGGGCUGGUGAGGACACGGGUGUUGUGACACAUGAGCAGUUCAAGGCUGCACUCAGGAUGGUGGUAGACCAGGGUGACCCCCGGCUGCUGCUAGACAGCUACGUGAAGAUUGGUGAGGGCUCCACAGGCAUUGUCUGCCUGGCCCGGGAGAAGCACUCGGGCCGCCAGGUGGCUGUCAAGAUGAUGGACCUCAGGAAGCAGCAGCGCAGGGAGCUGCUCUUUAAUGAGGUGGUAAUCAUGCGGGACUACCAGCAUGUCAACGUGGUGGAGAUGUACAAGAGCUACCUGGUGGGCGAGGAGCUGUGGGUGCUUAUGGAGUUCCUGCAGGGCGGCGCCCUCACAGACAUCAUCUCCCAAGUCAGGCUGAAUGAAGAGCAAAUUGCUACUGUGUGCGAGGCUGUGCUGCAGGCCCUGGCUUACCUGCAUGCCCAGGGUGUCAUCCACCGAGACAUCAAGAGUGACUCCAUUCUGUUGACCCUUGAUGGCAGGGUGAAGCUCUCAGACUUUGGAUUCUGUGCUCAGAUCAGCAAAGAUGUCCCUAAGAGGAAGUCUCUGGUGGGGACUCCUUACUGGAUGGCUCCUGAAGUGAUCUCCAGGUCUUUGUAUGCCACUGAGGUGGACAUCUGGUCUAUGGGCAUCAUGGUGAUUGAGAUGGUGGAUGGGGAGCCACCCUACUUCAGUGACUCUCCAGUGCAAGCCAUGAAGAGGCUCCGGGACAACCCCCCACCCAAGCUGAAAAACUCUCACAAGGUCUCCCCAGUGCUGCGAGACUUCCUGGAACGGAUGCUGAUGCGGGACCCCCAAGAGAGAGCCACAGCUCAGGAGCUCCUGGACCACCCUUUCCUGCUGCAGACGGGGCUGCCCGAGUGCCUGGUGCCCCUGAUCCAGCUCUACCGCAAGCAGACCUCUACCUGCUGAGCCCAUCCCAAGUGCACCUGCCACCUAUGUCCAUAGGCAGGGGACACUGGGCAGCCAGCCUGCAGGCAGGGCCUGCCUGCCUCAUUCUCUCAGUAUUCUCUCCAAAGAUUGAAUGUGAAGUCCCACCCCACCCUCCUACCCCUCAGCCCACUGGGCCAGGCCGGACCUGCCCCCUCAGUCCCUCUUUCUCCCCAGAAUCCCCAGUUGCCUUUGGAAUGAUGGAGACCCCUACUACAAGAUGACCCCUUGUUAUUUGCACAGGGAUAUUUCUAAGAAACGCAGAGACUGGCACUCCUGGCCACUGGGGCCAACACAGCAGAAAAAGUUGCUGUGGUUUUUUUAAAGUAGCAUCCCAGGCCACCAUAGAGGACAGACCGACUGUCUUCACACGAAUACUUGCUGUUCUCAGCUCCAGCUUCAAACCUUGGGAUCUCAAGAAGGAUACAGGGAAGAUUUUUAUUACCUGACUCCCUCUUCCUCCCUGUGUCUGACCUCCUGAAGGCACAAUCCCACUGCACUUCUUCUGACCACCUGCACUGCCUCUCCCCACAUGGCCUGCUCAGAACUGAGAAUGGCCAGCUCACAGGCCAUGGGAGGGUGGGAGACAUUUGCUAAAUGAAAGAGAAAGAAUGGGGUUGGUGGUCUCUUUUUACAGGAUGGAGAAAACAUUGUGUGUGGGUGUGGGGGGGUGUGAUGUGUGUGUGUGUGAGAGAGAGAGAGAGUGUGU